UCAAGCUCUUCCUCCGCCGCUGCCCCCCCACAGCUCUCAUUCCCUCACCAAAUCGGCAGGUUCAUCCUUGAUCACCAUUUCCUUCCUCUGCUUCUCCGUCUGUGUGGGUCUGUCGGUUUCUUGAUCGACCAAGGGCAUGGCGACGACGGCGGACUGGCGCGGCUAUAUGCCCGAACUUCCUGCGGCGAUGUACCGCAUGGCCGAGAGCAGGGACCAGGUGAUGCACGCGUUCGCCCCGCCGGCGGCGCACGGCGCGGCGCCGACCAUCUCCUUCUCCUUCCCCUGCCCCGGCGCGGAGCAGGGCGGGGGCGCCGGCCUGCUCCGUGGCGCCAGCUACCUCACCCCCGCGCAAAUCCUCCAGCUCCAGUCGCAGCUGCACCACGCGCGCCGGGCGCCGCCCGGCGCGGCCAUGGCCAUGGCCGCCGUGGGGCAGCCGAUGAAGCGGCACGGCGUGGCGGCGCUCCCGGCGCGGCCGGCCGCCAAGCUGUACCGCGGCGUGCGGCAGCGGCAUUGGGGGAAGUGGGUGGCCGAGAUCCGCCUGCCCCGCAACCGCACCCGCCUCUGGCUCGGCACCUUCGACGCCGCCGAGGAGGCCGCGCUGGCCUACGACGCCGCCGCCUUCCGGCUCCGCGGCGAGUCCGCCAGGCUCAACUUCCCCGAGCUCAGGCGCGGCGGCCAGCACCACGGCCCGCCGCUCGACGCCGCCAUCGACGCCAAGCUCCACUCCAUCUGCCACGGGGAGGACCCGCCACAGAGCCAGAGCAAUGCAACGCCGACGCCGACUUCUUUCCCGGACGUCAAGAGCGAGCCAGUCUGCUCCGUCUCCGAGAGCUCGUCGUCGGCCGACGGCGAGGUGUCCUCGUGCUCCGACGACGUCCCGGAGAUGCAGCUUCUUGAUUUCUCGGAGGCUCCGUGGGACGAGCACCUGCUGAGCAAGUACCCGUCGCUCGAGAUCGACUGGGACGCCAUCCUUUCCUGAAUCAAGCUGCUAAUGCUUGGUUCAUAGCUCGAUCAAAGUGAUUGCUUCUGCUUUUAUUAGGCUCUUGGAUAGGUUAUGGGUUUGAUCAAGUAUUCAUGUGUACCACCAUCGACCCCUGCUCUGCUUGGUUUUUGAAUGGCAUUGACAGGAAGGAGGUUCUAUGUAGAAAUUUAAGUAUCUCAUGUAGUUUAUGAUUCAAUAAAGAUACACUUUGGUACUUGAAA
This is a messenger RNA of Hordeum vulgare subsp. vulgare (domesticated barley), 1203 nucleotides long. RefSeq names its product ethylene-responsive transcription factor RAP2-13-like. NCBI's taxonomy places the organism in Eukaryota, Viridiplantae, Streptophyta, Magnoliopsida, Poales, Poaceae. Gene Ontology annotation, molecular function: DNA binding; DNA-binding transcription factor activity. The transcript has a single exon. The record is from RefSeq and is a predicted model, not a curated record. Gene Ontology annotation, biological process: regulation of DNA-templated transcription. The coding region runs from base 137 to 979 and encodes 280 amino acids.